Molecule: messenger RNA, 450 nt
Organism: Python bivittatus (Burmese python)
Lineage: Eukaryota; Metazoa; Chordata; Lepidosauria; Squamata; Pythonidae
Product: C-type lectin-like
Source: RefSeq, a predicted model, not a curated record
AUGACCGUGGGGCUCUGCAAUAGUCUUAGUGCUGACACCUGUGCCAGAGAGUGGCUACAGUACCAGGGCAACUGCUAUGGAUAUUUUGAGACCAAGAAGACAUGGGAAGAAGCUGAGAUUGAAUGCCAGAGUUACCACCGUGGGGCCCAUCUGGCAUCCAUUCUCACUCUUGCAGAGACUCUCGUAGUGGCUAAUCACAUCUUGGCCUACCAGACUAAACCCAGCAAUGUGUGGAUUGGACUGCAUGACAUUAGACAUAAUGGAAAAUGGAGGUGGUCAGAUGAAUCUACCUACAACUACAAGGCAUGGAUGCUGGGAAAACCCAACUUGGGAAUGAAGGAAUAUUGUGUUGAGUUGGUCCGUCCUGUACGUGGGGCCAAUAUUCCUAAAGAUUCCAAUCAUCAAUUUGAAGAAAUACCCAACAGAGAUCGAAGAGGUGAAAAUUCAUGA